UUUCUCUUCCUUUGGUUUUUCCGCUGCAUGCCAUACAGUUAGUAGCUCAUGUGGAAUACGUUGUAUGUCUAUCUAGCUGCGAAUCUGUUUGACAUUUUUCUAUACUGAUAAUAUUUUGAAGAUGGUAUUUUAUUUUACAAGUGCUGUUGUGUCACCUCCUUAUACCAUCUACAUGGGAAAGGACAAAUAUGAAAAUGAAGAUCUCAUUAAAUAUGGAUGGCCAGAAGAUAUCUGGUUUCAUGUGGAUAAACUGUCCUCGGCUCACGUGUACUUGAGAAUGCCAAAGGGGCUAACAAUUGACGACAUUCCAAAAGAAGUGUUGAUUGAUUGUGCGCAACUUGUCAAAAACAACAGUAUUCAAGGGUGCAAAAUGAACAACAUCAAUGUUGUGUACACCCCUUGGAGCAACUUAAAGAAAACUGGAGACAUGGAUGUAGGACAGAUUGGCUUCCAUCGUCAGAAAGAGGUCAAGAUUGUGGCAGUUGAGAAGAAAAUCAAUGAGAUUGUGAAUCGGUUGGAGAAAACAAAAGAUGAAAGAUUUCCAGAUCUAGCGGCAGAGAAAGAGUCUCGUGACCGAGAGGAGAGGAACGAGAAGAAGGCACAGAUCCAGGACCAAAAGAGGAAAGAAAAGGAGGAGAUGAAGAGGAAGAAGGAAAUGGAGGAGCUGAAGAAUUAUUCAUCGCUCAUGACAAAAGAAAAUAUGACAACAAAUGAGGAUGGCAAUGAUUCUGAUGACUUCAUGUAAAAUACAGCAAUUGCAAAAAUGAACAAGAUCAGGACAUGAACACUAUAAAGAAUCACAGGACUUCAUUUUGAGGAAUGCCAAAAAGUGACACAUUGUGACUCUUGGAAGACAUUGGUUAUAUAUGGGGAAAAACAUCUGUUCAAGGAUUUUCAGUGCAGCUAAAGGACUUUGUGAGUGUUGGGCACAGUAACCUUACAGCUUUUGCUCAGCCAGCCACUGGACGCAGGGCUCCUGUCAUUCAAGGAGAUUUCCACUGACAAAAGGGAAAUGACAAAAAUGACUGCAAGUGAUUUUUCACUAAAUUGGAUUAAGAAGAUCAAGAAUGUAGGAGAGAAACUCUCCAAGGUGUAAUGUGGUUUGUAUUGUACUGUGUGGGUUUGUCGGAUAUUCCUGAAAAAUCCUAAUAAAUGUUCAUAAAACAUCAAAACCAACGGGUUGAUGUUUUCCAGCAAUAGCAUGAACUAUACAUAGCAUGAUCUUGACUGGCUCUCAGAUCUGCCCCCUUGAGGCCACGGGAAGAAUGGGUAGCUAAAUUAAAUUGUGUUUAUUCAUCAUUUAGGAUUAUGUCAUCAGUAAAAAUUAUACUUGGUAAGUAUGUGGUUUGAGAGGGACAAUUGGUGAUUCCAAAUUUGGGAUGAAAGUGUGUGUGCGCUUUUAUUUCUUCCAUUGCUCAUUGUAGCUCAGGUAUCAGGGUUUUAUUGAAGAAUGCAUUUGCUAAGAAUCCACGAAAAAAGGUUAUGCUUUUCUAAGGUGUGGUCAUGGUCAUUUUUUUCUCAGACCGAAGGCCCCAGUUCAUUCAUUAAUCACUAAUUCAGGAAAAUAUGCUGUUUAAUUCCCAGAACACUGUUAAAACAUUAAACAAUGUACUGUGAUCUGUGUGAAUACAUGCCUUUAACCAUGAAUGACCCAUUCAGCAACACCUCUCUUAAGCUUGAGUCUCAAGACCACCAAUCUCUUCGGCCUUAAUUUCAUCAGGAUGUACCAAUGAUUUCUGAAACAGCAAAAAAAAAAAACAUAUGAAGCAAAUCCACUUGUGCAGCAGAUUAGAAACUGGUUUGGGAAUUAUGAAGGGCGGCAGCGUCGUAUAACGAGUAAGGAACUGGUCUUGUAACCUGCCGUUGUACCCUUGAGUAAGGUACUUAACCUGUAUUGCUUCAGUGAAUAUCCAGCUGUAUAAAUGGAUGCUAUGUAAAUGCAAUCUAAAAAGUGUGUAAGUUGCUCUGGAUAAAAGCAUCUGUAAUGUAAUGUGAUGGAGGAAAAAAGAAGAGGCAUUUAGAAAUAUUCCAAAUGUAUUUAUACAAAUCACAGCUCACUAUUUAGUUCUGUAAAAGUUUACCCCCUCCAGUGAACCUCCAACCGCAGCCAAACAAUAAAAAAUAAUUUUUGGCAAUGAUCUUCUUUUUUGGCUGGACCGCAACAGCGGGGCCAGCCCUACAAAUGCGAAUGUCUGUGACUGACUGAGUGAGUGACUGAGUGAGUGAUGAAGUCACACCAUUGGUCGGCCGGAUCACAUGUGUCAGGUCCAGCCAUAUACUAGGUUUUAACCUGGUCUUGUUGUCAGGUUGAGCUAGUCCUCACAUGCAAAUUGGACAUUACCCUUACUGCAAUGAGAGCUUUUAGCGUUUCAGUGUUAACCACAAUUCUACAAUUCACGCAGCAUCUCGCACUCUCUCCAGUCUGUUUUUUAGGCCUAGCGCCUCUCAUCUCAAAGCCAUUUUUUCCACAGCAACAUCAGGAAUUAUGAUGUAAUUAAGUGCUUUUCUGAAUGUAAGUCGGGUUAUAGUUUUUUCUGGUGUCCCAAAUAUCCUUUUUGUUUCCUUCAUAAUGCCAAAUGUCUUCAUGUUCAAGAAAUGUUCAGCUGCAUUUUUGUAUGUGUCUUUGCCACUUCCUGCAAUAAAAACCUGAUUUAAAAAUGA
Messenger RNA from Anguilla anguilla (European eel), 2661 nucleotides. RefSeq names its product coiled-coil domain containing 25 (gene ccdc25). The transcript has 9 exons. Bases 122 to 745 code for a protein of 207 amino acids. The record is from RefSeq and is a predicted model, not a curated record. NCBI's taxonomy places the organism in Eukaryota, Metazoa, Chordata, Actinopteri, Anguilliformes, Anguillidae.